Messenger RNA from Adineta steineri, 795 nucleotides. NCBI's taxonomy places the organism in Eukaryota, Metazoa, Rotifera, Eurotatoria, Adinetida, Adinetidae. The record is from the annotation of a GenBank genome assembly.
AUGCUACACUAUGGUUAUGGUGUUCAUGCUCUCAAUACCAACCUUUGGUAUUGUAAGAUUCGCUUUUACUUAUCUUAUGUAUUUCUAACUAUUCCUCGUUACAAUAUCGCUAUGGCAUCAAUUGAUCGUUAUUUUGCUAGUUCUCGUAUUGCACUUCGUCGACAAUGGAGUUCACCAAAGAUCGCCAUUCGUCUUAUUAUUGGUAAUGUUAUUUUCUGGUGUGUCAUAUAUAUUCAAGUUAUUAUUUUCUAUAAUAUAAGCACAGGUAGCUGUUGGUAUCAAUCAGGAGCCUAUGGAAUGUUUUUUAGCAUUUUUAUUGCCAUUGGAAGUGGAAUACUUCCUAUACUUUUAUUAUUUAUUUUUGGCCUAUUAACUGCUAAUAAUGUGCAUAAAACUAGACAUCAGAUUGAACCAGUUGGGGCAACACGUAUUGGUCGACAUAUUCAAGGUCGAAAAACAUCUAAAAAAGAUGCUCAACUCCAUAAGAUGUUAGCAAAUCAAAUUCUCGUUUUUAUUAUUUUCAAUAUGCCAAAUCCAUGCUAUCUUAUUUAUAAGGCAUUCACUUUAAAUACUUCGAAAUCAGUACUUCGCAGUACAAUUGAGGAGUUCGCCGGUAAUAUGACAUAUUCUCUUACGGAUUUUGAAUUUUCAUUGACAUUUAUUAAUUUUAUUAUAUCAUCAGAUAUGUUUCGAAAAGAAUUUUUACAACUCAUUCGAGUAAAUAUACUUCGUCAACAUCCAAUACGUGUAUCAACUGUGGAGAGAGAUAACAAUAAGGAUUCUCAAGUCAAAUGA